This is a messenger RNA of Acipenser ruthenus (sterlet), 1399 nucleotides long. It is a transcript of the gene hoxb7a, whose product is annotated as homeobox B7a. The record is from RefSeq and is a predicted model, not a curated record. Gene Ontology annotation, molecular function: DNA-binding transcription factor activity, RNA polymerase II-specific; RNA polymerase II cis-regulatory region sequence-specific DNA binding. Gene Ontology annotation, biological process: anterior/posterior pattern specification; regulation of transcription by RNA polymerase II. The transcript has 2 exons. Bases 609 to 1286 code for a protein of 225 amino acids. Gene Ontology annotation, cellular component: nucleus. NCBI's taxonomy places the organism in Eukaryota, Metazoa, Chordata, Actinopteri, Acipenseriformes, Acipenseridae.
CAGCAGAGGACAGCACACACACAGGCGGGCAGCCGGGCGAACGCGGGCAGGAUUAAAGAAUACACACAAACAAUAACAUGGACUGACAGCAGAAGAAUUUUUCUGACUCAAAAUCCACACAAAAAGAAAUAGGGUUCUCUUUAUUUUACGUGAAGCCCCGGCAAAAGAGUUGAAACACAUUUUUAACUUCGAGUUUUUAUUUUAUUUUAAAUGAUCAUUAUUUUCCUUCCUUUCCAGUUAAGAAUAUAUAUCCCGGGCUAAAUUAUAGUUUUUAUAUCGAUUUUUUUUUUAUAUCUUCUCUUCACGCACCUCUCGGUUUCUUUUCGAGUAGCUCUUGACCCGGCUGAUAAUCUUUGGCUUACACAACGUAAAUUAUUUUGCAUAUUUUAAUAACUCUUAGCAGUAUUGCGAAUUUUCCACAUCGCUGGAGCUGUGGGAAGCACCGCUUCCAUUGGAUAUCAUCAAAUCACGUGGGAGUCAUCACGUGGCCCCGGGAGGAAAAAGGGGUGCUUUUUGGUGUAAAUCUGGACUCUAAUUCUAUAAUAUAUCACAGUACCUCGUAAAACCGACACUAAAACGUCCCGGCCUACAAAUCACUCCGCCAAAUUAUGAGUUCUUUGUAUUAUGCGAAUGCUUUAUUUUCCAAAUAUCAAGCUGCAAGUUCGGGUUUCCCGACCGCGGGAUUUCCAGACCAAACUUCAUGCGCGUUUGCCACCGGUUCCCAAAGAGCCUCCGGCUAUGGUUCGGGGUCCGGUGCAGCUUCGUUCUCCUCCUCUGUGCCGGGACUCUACAGCAACGCGGGCGGCGUGCACCCACAAAAUCCGGGCAUGUACCCCGCUGGCUACGGUCUCAACGCGGGUUCGUUUAACAUGCAUUGCUCCCCGUUCGAGCAGAACCUUUCAGUGAUGUGCGCCGGGGAUAAUCCCAAACAAACCUGCAGCAAAGCGGAGGAGAGAGACUCCGACCAGCUGAAUGAAGCCAACUUCCGGAUCUAUCCUUGGAUGCGAAGCUCAGGCACAGACAGGAAGAGGGGUCGACAGACUUACACCCGGUACCAGACCCUGGAGCUGGAGAAGGAGUUUCACUUCAACCGCUACCUGACGAGGCGGCGGCGCAUCGAGAUCGCCCACUCACUGUGUCUGACCGAGCGGCAGAUCAAGAUCUGGUUCCAGAACCGCCGUAUGAAAUGGAAGAAGGAGAACAAGGCCACGGGACAGAGCCCGUCAACCGAAGACAAGCCUGGGGUAGAGGAGGAGGAGGAGGAGGAGGAGGGGGAAGAGGAGUGAAAGCAAGCAGCGUCCCUGGUCUGAAACACAAAAACACACCAACAGAAAAAGAAACACAAGACAAAUUAUAUAUAUAUAUAUAUAUAUAUAUAUAUAUAUAUAUAUAUAUAUAU